Messenger RNA from Striga asiatica, 1512 nucleotides. Lineage: Eukaryota; Viridiplantae; Streptophyta; Magnoliopsida; Lamiales; Orobanchaceae. The record is from the annotation of a GenBank genome assembly.
AUGUCGGAUUUGGCCGCCUGCAAGCUGCGUUCGGUGGCCAUCGACAUCAACUGGCUGACGACGGCGAUGACUCAGGCUGAAGGAAGGUGGGGGCUGGGCGGCUGGCAACACCGCCGGCGGGAGGAAGGUGGUCACCGGCGAUGUGCGACUGUGUGUGUCCCUGCGAUGAGAGAGAAUUGUGAGUUGGGUUCAGAGUGUGUGUUUGUGCGUCAAGAACAAGUUCUUGACCCCUUUUCCUAUCGGAAAAUCAAGCUCACCAAACCCAUUACAACCCUUAUCCCCAACCCCAGCCGCGGCCGGAAAAACCACACCACCGCCAACCGCCGCAAAUUCAUGGCCUUCGACCUCCACGUGAACCUCGUCCUUGGUGAUUGCGAGCGGUGCCGCCAAUGGCUUACCCUCAUCAGCCGCCGCAGGUCGUCAGGCUGCCGGUGGUGGCUCCUCCACCGGGAAGAUUCCCGCCUAUGCUUCAUCCGCCCCAGUUCAGGCCUGGAAUUCCGCUGCAGCUAUCGGGUGGAUUUGCUCUUCUGCCUCUGUUUGGACAGAGGCCGCAAAUCUAGCAGUGGUUUGGAUGACUCAAUGGCGGGAUUGAAUCUCAGGGAGAAUAGGGUCGAGCGAUUUGGUAUGGUCCGCCUCAGUCCACGCGAGCCGACGUUCGCCAUCACCGAGAGCCGCCCCGUACGUCGUCGGAAUUCACUACAGAAGGGCCGUUACGGGGAACCUCAGUCCAUUCGCAGCAAUCCGUUCGUCGAGGAGUUCAAUUGCAAGAAUGAUGCAAGAAAAAGGAAUAUGUUCAAAUUUAAGCAAUUACGCCUUUUACUGAUGAUUCUAGAACAAGAUGCUUUGAUGUUAUCCAAUCUAGCCCGUUUUCUGAAGGCCGGUAAGUAUGCCGAGCUUGUCGGCGCUCGAGCGCCGGUGUAUCUCGCUGCUGUUCUGGAGUACCUGGCUACGGAAGUUCUUGAGCAGACUGGAAAUGCAGCAAGGGAAAAUAAGAAGACAAGGAUCGUGCCUCGGCACAUCCAGUUGGUUGUGAGGAACGACGAGGAGCUGAGCAAGCUUCUUGGUGAUGUCACGAUUGCCAAUGGUGGAGUCAUGCCCAACAUUCACAACCUUUUGCUCCCGAAAAAGAUUUGGAUCCUCAAAGCCCUCGGCUGAUUAGGAUUAGAUUGGUAUUCAAGUGAUAAGUGGAUCAUGAAUAUGAUAUUGAUAGAAGGUUUAGAUCUUGUUCUUCUGUUUCCUUAUAUGUUAGUUUCGAUUGAUUGUUUUCUUUUCAUUUUGAUGGUUUUAGAGGUUUGUAGGUGUUAUGUUAGUUUUGAUUAAUUGUUUUCUUUUCAUGUUUAUAUGACCUAUAAUCACUCUCACAUUAGUUUAUAUGAGAUUUAAAUGUUUUUAAUCGAGUUUAUUCGCAAAUUGGUUAUGAACUCGAUACACUAAUGAGAAAACACUACUAAUACACUUCAUUUCAUUGAAUUACACACUUCAUCUCAUAGAAUCAUCAUACGUGACUACUCA